GUUUCUUUACAGGAUGGCUCCAGACAGCGUAAAGAACGGAAGAAGACCGUCUCAUUCAGCAGCAUGCCCACUGAGAAGAAGAUCAGCAGUGCGAGCGACUGUAUCAGUGCGAUGGUGGACGGCUCCGAGCUGAAGAAAGUCAGAUCCAACUCACGCAUUUACCACCGCUACUUUCUCCUUGAUGCCGAUAUGCAGUCUUUGAGAUGGGAGCCCUCAAAGAAGGAAUCAGAAAAGGCCAAAAUCGAUGUAAAAUCCAUAAAGGAGGUUCGGACGGGGAAAAAUACGGACAUGUUUAGAACUAAUGGGACCUAUGAUCAGAUAUCAGAAGACUGCGCUUUCUCAAUCAUCUUUGGGGAGAACUAUGAGUCCUUAGACUUGGUGGCAAACACUGCAGACGUAGCCAACAUAUGGAUCACAGGACUGAGGUACCUGAUCUCUUAUGGGAAACAUACUUUAAAUAUGAUCGAGAGCAGUCAGAACAACAUGCGCUCCUCUUGGCUUGGGGAACUGUUUGACGAAGCAGACAGUAGCAACAGCAAACAGAUAACGAUAUGUGCCGCCGUGCAGCUAGUCAAAAAGUUGAACCCAGGACUUAAAAAUGUGAAAAUAGAACUGAAGUUCAAGGAGAUUCACAAAGCUAAGGACAAAGUAGGUUCUGAUGUGACAAAAGAGGAGUUCAUUGAGGUCUUUCAUGAUCUUUGUACCAGACCAGAAAUAUACUUUCUCUUUGUUCAGUUCUCUAGUAACAAAGAGUUUCUGGAUACCAAGGACUUAAUGAUAUUUCUGGAGGCAGAGCAGGGUAUGGCACAAGUCAGUGAAGACACCAGCUUAGAGGUAAUCCAGAAGUAUGAACCGUCUAAAGAGGGCCAGCUCAAAGGUUGGCUAUCUCUUGAUGGUUUUACCAACUAUCUUAUGUCUCCAGAGUGCCACAUAUUUGAUCCUGAACACAAAACAGUAUGUCAAGACAUGAACCAGCCGUUGUCUCACUAUUACAUCAAUGCAUCCCACAACACAUACCUGAUAGAAGAUCAGUUCAGGGGUCCCUCUGAUGUGACCGGGUAUAUCCGAGCCCUCAAGAUGGGCUGUCGCAGUGUAGAGCUGGACGUGUGGGAUGGGCCCGAUAACGAACCCGUUAUUUACACUGGUCACACGAUGACCUCACAGAUUGUUUUUCGGAGCGUCAUUGACGUCAUCAACAAGUACGCUUUCGUUGCAUCUGACUUCCCACUGAUACUGUGUUUAGAAAACCAUUGCUCUUUAAAGCAGCAGAGAGUCAUGUUUCAACACCUGAGGAAGAUCCUUGGCGAUAAAAUCAACCUGGAUGUUCCUAAACCUGAGGACUGCUACCUCCCCUCUCCCUCUGAGCUGAAGGGGAAGAUCCUGCUGAAGGGGAAGAAACUGAGCACCAACUGCACUGCUUCAGAAGGUGAAGUAACAGAUGAGGAUGAAGGGGCAGAGAUGUCUCAAAGGAUGAGCAUCGAGUCUGCAGAACAACAGACUAUCGCACCCAAGAAAUUUCAGCUGUCAAAGGACCUCUCUGAUCUGGUGACCUUGUGCAAGUCUGUUGAGUUCAAAGACUUCCCAACAUCCUUCCAGAGCCAGAAGCACUGGGAGCUUUGCUCUUUCAAUGAGGUCUUUGCCAGUCGCUGUGCCAGUGACUACCCAGGGGACUUUGUUAACUACAACAAGAAGUUCCUAGCACGAGUUUACCCGAGCCCCAUGCGCAUUGACUCCAGUAACAUGAAUCCACAAGAUUUCUGGAAGUGUGGUUGCCAGAUUGUGGCGAUGAACUACCAGACGCCCGGGCUGAUGAUGGAUUUAAACAUCGGCUGGUUCCGUCAGAAUGGGAACUGUGGUUAUGUGCUGCGUCCAGCAAUCAUGAGGGAGCACGUUUCAUACUUUAGUGCAAACACUAAAGAUUCAGUGCCUGGUGUUUCUCCACAGCUCUUACACAUCAAGAUCAUCAGUGGACAAAACUUCCCCAAACCCAAAGGCUCAGGAGCCAAGGGGGACGUAGUGGACCCUUACGUAUACGUGGAAAUACACGGCAUUCCUGCUGACUGUGCGGAGCAAAGGACUAAAACUGUUAACCAGAAUGGGGACAACCCUCUGUUUGAUGAGAGCUUUGAGUUUCAGAUCAAUCUCCCCGAGCUUGUGAUGGUACGCUUCGUGGUGCUGGAUGACGACUACAUCGGAGAUGAAUUUAUCGGCCAAUAUACGAUUCCCUUUGAGUGUCUCCAGCCAGGUUUCCGCCACAUACCGCUCCAGUCUCUGACAGGAGAGGUUCUGCCACACACCUGGGUGUUUGUUCACGUGGCCAUAACCAAUCGGAGAGGAGGUGGCAAACCACACAAACGGGGACUGUCUGUACGAAAGGGAAAGAGGAGUCGAGAGUAUGCCAGCAUGAGAGUGCUAUUGAUCAAGGCUGUGGAUGAUGUCUUCAAAACAGCCCUGCUGCCACUGAGGGAAGCCACAGACUUCAGAGAAAACAUGCAGAAUGCCAUAGUGUCCUUUAAAGAGCUGUGCGGCCUGUCAGCGGUGGCUAACCUGAAGCAGUGCAUCUUGGCCCUUUCCCCUCGCCUGACCGGAUCCGACAGCAGCCCCCUUCUGCUGUUCAACCUCAUUGACCAGUACCCUACCUUGGAGCCCCAAGGCCUGCUACCAGAGGUCCUCAAGAAAGUCGUCACCACUUAUGACAUGGUGAUCCAGACCAGUAAGGCUCUGCUGGAGAACUACAAAGGCGUGUAUGAGAGGAUACUACAAACCCAAAAAGCAGCGAUGGAAUUUCACGAGAACCUCUACGACUUGGCCGUGAAGGAAGGAUUGAAGGGCAGGAAGUUGCACAAGGCGGUGGAGAGCUUCACGUGGAACAUCACCAUCCUGAAGGGCCAGGCCGAUCUACUGAAGCACGCCAAGAGUGAAGUCCAGGAGAGCCUGAAGCAGAUCCACUACGCCGCCCUCACCUGUAACCUGAGCAAAGGCGGAGCAGUGAGCAGCUCCUCCAGCUCCUCCGACUCCAAGGGCCGACGCAGCCUGGAGGCCAUCCCCGAGAAGGCCACCGGGGAGGAGGAGCUCACCGACGAGGACAACUAGAGACCACCGGGGAGGAGGAGCUCACCGACGAGGAC
Molecule: messenger RNA, 3128 nt
Organism: Scomber japonicus (chub mackerel)
Lineage: Eukaryota; Metazoa; Chordata; Actinopteri; Scombriformes; Scombridae
Product: inactive phospholipase C-like protein 2
Exons: 5
Coding region: 64-3093 (1009 amino acids)
Biological process (GO): lipid metabolic process; intracellular signal transduction
Molecular function (GO): phosphatidylinositol-4,5-bisphosphate phospholipase C activity
Source: RefSeq, a predicted model, not a curated record